This is a messenger RNA of Xyrichtys novacula (pearly razorfish), 8191 nucleotides long. Lineage: Eukaryota; Metazoa; Chordata; Actinopteri; Labriformes; Labridae. The record is from the annotation of a GenBank genome assembly.
GUUUUGGGAAUUUCAGCGAAGAAGAAGCGACUGAAAUGGCUGUGGGGCAAAGCUAGCUUUUGCUUGACUAGUGUAAAUAUCUACCAUUUGUAGGCUGGAGCCGGAGCGACGAUAAGGUUAACCGAGAGUUUUUUGACCCUGUAAUUGUCGCCGUACUUGAACAUUAACAAUUACGUAGCCAGCGGGGUUCACCUUCUGUUGUCUAACGUCAAACUAGCCUCUUAGCUGGCUAGCUGAGCUUAGCUUGCUGUAUAAUUAGCUUAAGUAAACACGGGGGUGGCUGUAGAUUGGAGAAACCUAUUUAUCAGUUUAACACAAGAUAAGAUAAUAAGGUAAAACAUUGUGUUUAGAUGAGAAGUUGUGUUAUAGUCUCUAUGUUGUUGUGACAGUCAGCUCGCUGUCAUCAGCUGAUAAACAAACAGGUCAAAGUUUAGGAAAAUGAUCCUACUGAAAAUCAGUGUUUGAGAAAGUGUUAGACCAAGCUGUUCUCACCUUACAGUCCACCUCCUUGACCGCUGUGUUCCUGUCUGUCUUGUCACCCACUCCACAGUCUUGAGGAUUGAGGAUGAUGAACCAGCGGCGUGGGAUCCACCUGGACCAAUCAGAGCUGCUCUGCAAGAAAGGAUGCGGUUUUUACGGCAACAAUGCUUGGCAGGGCUUCUGCUCCAAGUGCUGGCGAGAGGAGAAUCAGAGAGAGAAGCAGAAACAGAUUCAAGAAGACUGGGCACUGGCUGAAAAGUGUGUCUCUUACUCUGUUUUCCAGUAAAUGAUCAUUCCCUGAAGGCGGACCUUCUGCUUCUUUUUCCUCACAUGUGUACAUGUCUGUUUCUUCCCAGGCUGCAGAGAGAGGAAGAGGAAGCUUACGCAAGUAGACAACAGAAGCCCCAAUCCCAGUCUACGAUUACACCCUUCAGCAAGUUUGAGGAAAGGAAAACGAAGGAGAAAUCAAGCAAAGUCCACACCGUUACAAAGUUUUUCACUCCCUCCACAAAAACACCUUUGAAAAAAGGUAUUUGUUUUACACGUUGAUCUAUCUUUUGUACUUUUUCUGUAGUUGAGUGCCUUUUUCAUGUCAUAGCAACCGUUUACAACUAGGGAUGGGAAUUGAUAAGAUUUAUCGAUAUCAAUGCUAUUAUCGAUUUUGCUCAUCGAUUCAAUUCUUUAACAAUUCCCUUUUCAAUGCCUUUAUUUAAUUUAAAAAAAAAAAACAAAAGGUAGACUAUAGGGGUUUUUACUGUUAACUCAAAAAUUUAAUGAGUCUGAUAACAGAAAAAGAUGUAUGCCAUCUUCAGUGAGAGUCUAAAAAUGAUCAAACGACAAACUUUGUACAGCAUUUACUUCGGUUGGUAUUGAGUCAAAUACAUGAUAUGUUGUUUUGUCCGGCAUGCAGUGUGCUCAUGAUAACACAGGACAUAGACCUUCCAUGCUGUGCUGAGACAGAGCGGGAGCGGCUGAUGAGCGGCGUUGACAAAUGUUGAAGCAUGUUGCUGGUGUUUCCACCUUUGCAUAAAAUUGCUGCUCGGUGCACAUGCACGUUUCGCUGUGGUCGUCUUUCUUAGUAAAAUUAAGCCAGACUUUAGAUCGUUUCAGCCUACUUUUUGUACCGUCCACCAUGUUUUUAUCUCUGUCUCUGUUCCCGCUCACGUAGACUGGCUCUCGUGAGACCGUUUUUCAAGGCACCUGGAAGAAAGGAAUCGUUAAGGGAAUAAAUAAAAUUAAAAUUAAAAUGGAAAUGAUGUCGAUGGAUUGAGCCAUUUGGGUUUAAUCGAUUCCCAUCCCUAUUUAAAACUUCUUGGCAUGUUGCACCAUAAGAAAUAUUAAGAAACAAAACCACACUCAUUCUUUUGAGUUGUUAUCUGUAUUUAUGUUAAACCUAUUCGCAGGUUUUAUAAAGUGAUUAGUCAGAACAGUGUGGUAAUAAUAUGAUAUUAUGGCUGUUAUGACUAUGUGUGUGUGAGACAUAAAGUUGUAAGGUUAAGAAUUAAUUUUUUGAGUUUGAUCAGAGUAACACUCAGUGUCUUCCAUCAGACUCUGUCUUCGACGCACAGUCCAGCCCAAGCCCCAGCUCCUCUGCAGGCCGGCAUUCUUCUGUGGAUACUGACCAUGCGACACGAGAGUUCAUUGAUUUUCUGAAGCCUCUCAAGUCUGGCAGGGAAAUCUUCAAACAAUGCCGAGCCUUCACUGAGAGCAUGGUUUAUAAGCGGGUGAGCUCAAGUAGAUUUAAUACCCAGUUUAUGAGACAAGCUUGUAAUAUCAGUUUGAUACUCGUGCAAGGUAAGAUAACCUUUUAACAAAUUUGUUUGUUGUUCUUGGCUUUUUAUUAGAACGGAAUCAAUAAAACUAUAGAAAAAUCAAAUUUUAAUAGUGGCAGCAGAGGUGUACUUUGUGACAGUGUUUACAUAUUGUACCUUUUAAUUGUCCCACAUCUUGAUUGAAGACUAAAACCCACUGUAUUAAACACUGCAGUUACUGAGGAAAUGCUUGUUUACCUUAUAUCUCACUUAUCUCGCAAUCAUUUCUUUACAGCAUCUGUCUUGAGCACUUACAUUUUUGUCCAUACAAAACCGUCUUGCAGUUACUACAAAUAUAAAGUUAUCUUCAUCAAUAUUAUCCUUUAUGUAUCUGUACUUAGCUGCAUUUGUUCCUUUGGUGUAUUUUAGGCCAAAUUAAAAUAUCUGAUCUGUAUUUCUCAUUUUUUAUCUUUUCUGUAUAGGACAUGGCUGCAGAUGAGUUGUCAGAGUGUGUUCAAGACUUUUACCAGAACCUCUCUGAACGUCUCCAGACUCAGUUCAAAGGUAAAGCUAAACCUCUGCACUGUGGGAGAAUCUGCUACAAACAACCAACGUUCCAGACAGCGUACAGAAAAUCAAAAAUGUAUCUUUGUUCUCUGUGUCGCUGUUCUAGGUUCAUCAGAUCAUGUGGAGAGUGUUAUGGAUGAAGUGGAGAAGUACAUGAUGACUCGUCUCUAUAAGGAAGUCUUCUGUCCUGAGACCACAGAUGAUGAAAAGAAAGACCUGGCCAUUCAGAAGAGAAUCAGGUCAGCAAAGAAAGUGGUUUUUGUGUUGAAAUGUCGUAUUUGUUUGUAAUGUCUCCCUUUUCCCUGUGAGCCAAGAAAAUCAGUCAAACAGAAACCAUUUGAUUGUUUUAUCAUGUUUUAUCGCAGAGCUCUGCACUGGGUCACCAUUGAGAUGCUGUGUGUUCCUGUGGACGAGGAAAUUCCUGAGGUGUCUGACAGCGUCGUUAAGGCAAUCACAGGUACGUGUUUGUUUUUUCUGCUAGACACCCUUUGAUCAUCUUGAUGAUAGUGAUCCUACAAUCUGAUCUCUUCUUAAUCCUCUGCAUCACGACAGAUGUGAUCGAAAUGGAUUCAAAGCGCGUGCCCAAGGAGAAGCUGGCAUGCAUCACGCGUUGCAGCAAGCACAUCUUCAACGCCAUCAAAGUCAGCAAGAAAGAGGCUGCAUCUGCUGAUGACUUCCUUCCUACGCUCAUCUACAUUGUGCUGAAGGCAAAUCCGCCACGACUGCAGUCCAAUAUCCAGUACAUCACCCGUUUCUGUAAUCCCAGCAGACUGAUGACUGGAGAGGAUGGUUACUACUUUACCAACCUGGUAAGACGACCAGCAUGUACUCACUUGCAUUUCUGUAGGUUUUUUGUGUGUUUGAUUCGUCAUAUUACCACAUUUCUGAGGAAGUGUGUUGUUGUUGAGUUAUGGUUUUAAAGUUAGUAGUGUUGCAAUAUUUAAGCCUAUAUAUACAAAUGAUAAAAAGUUAAAAAACUGUGUAUAUUUCAGCAGAGUUCAUCUGAAAAAUUACAGCCUGCUGUUUGUCAUGCAUAGACAGUACCAGGGCAGGCUGCCUGAGUAUAUUUGCCAAUCAUUUUUAGGAGCGAUCAAGAGAGACUAAUAACGACACAAUCACUGCAAUUGACUCAUGCUUAUGGUGCCAAUAAUAAUAUCUAUGUAUGUGGGCUGUUCUGCAGGAAUUGCAGAUGAACGAUUAUAGGCAGGUCUUAAAGGCAUGGUUGAUGAUCUGAGAAGCAGUUGAAAAAAACUGAGCCGUUGAGGCAGGUUUGAAAAAAAGCAUCCCUACUCCCCACACACAAACCUCUCAUGAUAACUCCUCCUGAACUUGUAUCGCCCUCCCCACGACACACCCCCUCUGGCAGAGCAAGAACACGACCGGCAGAAGAUCCUACGCUAGCUUCAAAUAGGAUUCACCAUGUCGGAUUGCUCAUGACUAGCGGCAGUAAGUGCCAGCUCUGCAAGCGAGUACUGACUGCAGCUGCCCGGACAGCUACCGUGUUGACAUUGCAGAGACUAGUAAGAGUUAUUUAUGUAACACAUGCCACGAUAAAAGGCAAAGAUUACCUGUUCAAUAAAAACUCUGCUGUCUCGGCAUCUGUUUUCAGGCCCAAAUCCUGGCAGAGCUUUCUCCACCGUUCCAGGAUGACCCAAUUUUUGGUCACAUUUCCUCUUCGACUCUGCCCUUUCUUCUGUCGGCUUAUGUUUUCUUCCCACUUUUGGUGGUGGGGCAAGCGGAAGUGUUUUUUUGUGUCCUUCUCCAUCACAGCUGCUGGAGCUAAGCUUCUACGCUACUUUAAGCUGCUCAGAGCUCCUAGGAGGGCCGGGAGAGUAGAAGGGGAUGAGUCGGAACUACGAGAGAAGGGUGUGUCAAAUAUAGCGAGGUGAUUGGAUGGAGAGGCGGAACAGGAGAUUGACCAAUAGGAGCUGUCCGGGACGGAUGGCUCCCAUUGGUCAAUGUUUUUUCAGCCAUGCACCUGCUAGGGUGAACAGAUUUUUCCCAUUCUUGUUUUCUCUUCACUUUGUGGAGAUUGCACUGUAGGACCAUGAUCACCAUAUAAACAAGGUUCAUAAAAAUUACCAAUCUCUCCAAUUGUCAACCAUGCCUUUAAUAUUUAUGGCAGUUGAAGUCGACAGACCUGAAAUUUGCAUUUACAGUUAUAUUUAGUGUAGUAUAGUGAAAAAUACGGGUAGAAAAGAAUGCAUCAGUUAUAACAGUUGGAGUUGAAUUGUGCUAAAAUGAACAGAAGAGGACUUUUCUGAAGUGUAAGUGAAUCUUACAUCAGGCGUCCUCUUCACAAAACUCUGUAUUCUCUGUCUCUUUUCAGUGCUGUGCAGUGGCCUUCAUUGAAAAACUGGACGGCCAGUCUUUGAACAUGAGUUCUGAGGAGUUUGAGCUCUACAUGUCAGGACAAGCGUCCCCUAACUGGCCACAGGCCUCUGGAGCUUCUUCCUGCUCCCCAGGCAGCGCAGCUCUCAGUCAGGUCCACAAACGGCUCGACCUGCUGACGGGGCUCGGGGAACGGCAGGAGCGGGUCAUGGAUCAGGCUCGUCAGCUUGAGAGUGACCUUAUCGACUGGACGGACGAAGUUGAGCAGAAGGUUCAGAGCGUUCUGGAGAGUUUCCCUGCAGAGACAAAAAACCCAACAGAAACCACGACUGAAGGGACGUCCGCAGCUUCAUCAGCAAUUGACGCAGAUAACAUUGAAAAUGAGCUCCUGCCUCCGCCACUUCAACCCCAAGUGUUUGCUGGUUGAUAUGAGGGGCUCUGCUCCAGAAAGAAGUUAUCCAGAGGCUUUACUCCACCCUCUCCCUCUUACCCUUACUGUCCGUAUGCACAUACAGCAGGCAUCCAGUACGGAUCCUACUCCAGCCAUCUCUAUCCAGUCUUUACAUUACCCUAAAGGCCCUGAAACGACUAAUGAAUACUCAAGCAAUGGGUUCAGAUUGUGGGAACCACAAUAAAUAGCUUUUUAGCAGAGAGUUAAGUAAGAAGAUGAAUGACCCCUCUGGUGUUUGGAUGGUUUAUGAAGGCGCAACCAGUGAGAGCAACUCAGUUUAGCUAAUGUAAGAGGUUUGGGAUAGGAAGAAACAGCUAGCCAGGCCCUGUAAAUUCACUAAGCUUCUAAGCUUAGUCAUUAAACACAUGAAUUUCAUUUAGUUUUUCCAAACUAAAGUGUAAAAUAUACAAGUUACCUAAUGCUUUGUAUUUUCUGAGGUGCUAACAGUAAAGCUAGCUGUGUCUUCCUAUGUUUAAGUCCCUGUGCUGAGGUAAUCAUCUCCUGGCUUUAGCUUCCACAUGUCUGAGGGUUAUUAAUCUUUUUAUAUCAAACUCUCAGUAACAAAGCAAAUGAUCAUCUCCCAAAAUGUUUCAAACACCUUGUGCACUCCAAGUAUUUUGUCAUAGUAAUGAAGUUAAGGAUCUGGGCGAGCAUUUUUGAUGAACCCUUGACUUCUGGGUUCUUCUGUUGCAGUUUCAGAUUUAGGCAAAGAGGACUGGAGUUGGCCUACUUGACUGGGCCAAGUCUUUUCGUGUUCCUGGGCCAUUAGGGAAACAUAACUCCCUUAUACCCCUAUCGUGCUCUGCUCCUCUACAGACUGGCAUCCUGCAGGCCUCCUGACAAGAUGCCCACACCACCUGAACUGGCUCCUUUAGAUACAAAGGAUACAACUGACUCCACUCCAAACUCUCUCUUAACAAUUCAUCGUCAGUACCUCAGUGCUACAUCCUUGCCGUUGUUGUUACAUUUGUGCAGCUGGGAUUACUAGUUUGACGGGAUCUUUCAAGACUUUUCCUUUAUGUUUUUGGUUUUAAUCUUUCAGACGGGGGUUCAGUUUCUCUGUUGUGUCGUAUUUGGGUGCAAAUUAUGAAGUUAAGACUCUAAAUGAUGCACAGACUUACCAAGUAUCAUCGAGCAACAUUUCCCUCAAAAUAGUUUUUUCUUAGUUGUUGUUUUUUUUAAAUAAGGAAAUUGAGAAAUCAGUGUAAUGCAAAUCUUCCCUGCAUUCGAAUAACCCCUCCAUCAUUCUUGUGAUAAGUGCUGUAUUUACUGUGUGUUCCCCUGUCCUUCAGAGAAAUAUCCAGAGAGAGAGAGAUAGAUGUGCGUGUGCAUGUGGAGGUUGUGCAUGCUGGUAAGAUUGCGUGACUGAGAGUGUGUGUUGCAUGGACAUGUUCUGCUUAUGUCAAUGAGUCAUGAAGUCCCCCAGUUGUGUGUACGGAUCUUGUCUUGUUUCCAUGCCAGACCUCUUAAUCCGGUCAUAAACUGGAUGUACAGAAGUGAUUUUAUUUUUCUAUAGAGUGGCAGGUAUCAAUUCUUUUGGAUGCAAUAGGAAACAUUAAUCCUGUAAUAUUUACAGUAGUAAAGAACAUUGCCUGAAGACAUUGUUACAUGAAAUCUGAUGAUAAUAUAAAACAAACUUUGUCUAUUCCUUUAUGUCUCCAGAGGGUGUCAUAAGAUAAGCAUGUUCUGUUGAAAAAAUCAGUUUUAGGCAGUUUGUGUUUGCUUUAUCAAAGAAUUUGGGUAAAGUAGAUAACACAAGACUUCAAGUGACUCCAAAGGCAGGUUGAUGUUCGAGUGUAGAAAACAUUACAUGACCAAUUUUGUUUAUGUUGAAGCACUUUUUCUUUACUUUGAUUUGAAUCCUCUUGAUUUAGAAGUAAAUGAAAUGAAGGUAGUUGAGACUAUGUUGAGCUGAAAGGUGGAUUGGUGAAAAGAGUGUUUCACUGCCGUCUGUGUCUUUAGACAAAAGUUCAGUGAAAAAUCUUUGGGAGGGUUUUGUGUGUGUGUUUUUUUUUCUCUUUGCUAAUGAGCUAAAAUUCUUCUGUUGCGAUGUUUUACUCAUUUUUUUCAGAUUCUUGUUUGGAACAGUGUAGUCUGCGUGCUGUCCAAUUUUAGUUUGAGAAAAAGACUUAAUGCAAUAGCUUGAAUAACUAUAAUGCACUGUAUGCAGAAGCCAUUUCUCUGGUAUUUUAAAGACAUUGAAAACAUCAUCUCUCUAACCUUAUAGGUUUGUUAAUGUAUCAUUUGGAAGAUCUCAAUACUGUCUUUUAUUUAAAUGUAACUUAUUGGGGCAGUAUUGGUUUAUUUGCAUCUAUGGGUGUGUGAUGAUAAAUAAAAACUGAAAAUGCACAUGUGUGCAUGUGUAGUUCCUCUUUAUUAUGGUUCACAUGACGGGGAUUUUGCCAGCUUGGCUAAAAUAGAAAGUUUCCUCCCUCAGAGUUUGACAUAUUUGGGCAGUUGCUUAAUACAGGAAAAGAAAAAUGGCUAAGAAGCGGUAACAAUAGAAAACCAUUCCUGAAAGUUAUGAGGAACACAACAAACAUUUUGGGAACUAGUUUCAGUGAAAAAGAAUAUUUCAUUAGACUUCAUGAAUUUCUAAUGUUAUAGUAGC